UGCGCCGUCGCGCUCUUCGGUGACUUCAGAGUUCAGUCUGUUCAGUCAGUUCAGUUCCUCUCCGCGCCUCGACACGAGCGUUUUGAUUCUGUGAGUUAGUGUGUCGCUGCUUCGGCUUCCUCCUUCCUGCAUCAAGUUGCGAGCCAUCGUUGCGUCAACAAAUUGAGAGUUUUUUAAGUGCUUCGUCUCUCCUGCAUCCGCAACCGACGCUACGUCAUCAUGGCUGAGAGCAAGGGCGCGUUAAUCGCGAAAACAGUGCAGAAACACGCGGGCAGAGCGAAAGAGAAGUUUCUUCAGAAUCUGGGCAAGGUUGAUCGAACCGCGGACGAUAUAUUCGACGAGCAUCUGCAGAACUUCACAAGGCAGCAGAACUCCGCCAACAGACUGCAAAAGGAGUUCAACAAUUACAUCAGGUGUGUUCGAGCGGUGCAGGCCGCUUCAAAGACGCUCAUGGACUCGUUGAAUGAGAUCUACGAGAGUCAAUGGACCGGACACGAUCUAUUGUACGUGCAGGCACAAAAUCUUGACAUGCUGUGGCAAGAUUUCACUCACAAACUUGCGGACCAGGUUCUUGUACCACUCAAUACGUAUCAAAGUCAAUUCCCAGAGAUGAGGAAAAAGGUCGACAAACGCGGACGCAAACUGGUGGAUUACGACAGUCAAAGACACAACUUCCAGUCGUUGCAGGGUAAUCCAAAGAAGAGAGAUGAACUCAAAGUAUCCCGGGGGAAGGAGCUAUUAGAAGAAGCAAAACGUACAUAUGAACAACUAAACUCAGAGCUGCACGACGAACUGCCAGCAUUAUACGACUCGCGCGUUCUUUUCCUCGUCACAAAUUUGCAGACACUCUUUGCCGCAGAGCAAGUGUUUCAUACUGAAAGUGCCAAGGUAUAUUCUGAAUUAGAAGCAAUCGUUGAUAAAUUGGCUAACGAAAGUCAGCGAGGAUCUUACACGUUGAAGAAGAAUACGGAACCGCAAUCACCGAAGUCACCCAAUGCAAACUCAUCCCUAAUAAUUAAUACGCAGCCGGCGCAGAACAAUAUCUCAGGAGCUUUAGAUGAUACCGCGCCCGUUGCUAGAGACACGUCGCCGACCACCCAGAUAAACGGCAACGCUAACAGCAACGCUAAUAGCAACGCUAAUAGUAACGCUAAUAGCAAUGAUAACUCUCUCAAUAAUCAGGAUGUGUCGCCGCAGAACGCAGUCGCGCCUUCUAAACGAGUCGAGGAACUGUAUGAUAUUCCAGUUGACAGGUCCAUGACUAACGGGGCGGACUCAAUCAUUCUAGAGGCGGAAUAUGAAAAUGCUGCUAAUUUCUCUAUAGGGGCGACAACAGACAAUCUGCCGCCGGGUGUUUUAUACAGGGUUAAAGCCACUUACAAAUACAGUCGUGAGGAUGUGGACGAAUUAUCGUUCGACGUUGGCGAGAUUAUUCGCGUGGUGGAAUACGACGAUCCUGAAGAACAGGAAGAAGGCUGGUUAAUGGGUAUCAAAGAAGGAACCAAUGAAAAGGGUAUGUUCCCGGGAAACUUCACGAAACCGCUGUGAAAGCUGUGCUCGAUUCGCCAUUUACACUCCAAUGCUCAUCAGAGACAGCGUAUUUUACUUUAAAGUAGUUAAAGAAUCGCGUAAUUAAGUGGGAGAUAAAGAGCCGCGCGGUCAUGCGAGAAUAAUAUUACGUACAGCGUAUAUAAGUAAAAGCAAACGGAAAAGAAAAAAGCAGGCGACAAGGUUGCAGGAGGAAUACGGAGAGGGAGCGGGGAGAAUUCGAUAAGAUAGUUAUGCUGGAGGGUACUGCGGAGAGAAUCAAUCACCCCAAAGUGCCUUAACCCAGCCACUGUCUGUGCCAACAUUCACUCUUAUUCGUCAAAACAAUAUGGGAUUGACCCUCUCAUAUCAAACGUACGAUACACAUCAUGAAUAAUAAUCAAACGACAUAUUUAAGCGACUAAAUAAUAUAUUGUAACACGUAUACACAAUAAAAAACACACCGCACAUACAUGCGAUAUACACAACGAUAUGCAAUAUUAUAUAAUAUAAAACGAAAUCUAUAUUAAAUUAAUAUUAUUUUAUGAAAUUGUGUACAUAGAUCUAUAUAUACGAUUUAAGAAUAUUUUACGAGAUAACUUUGUGACCACUGGAAAAUUAUUACUAAGAGACGUACAUCUUCAAGUUUAAAGACGUGCGCGCCACUUCAGUAAAUCCCCUUCUACUAUUUAAUGGGAGAAGGGAUCAUAAAAUUUUUAAGGUCCAACUACCUGUCUGCAUUCGUAAGGUAAGAUUCUAUACUAUUUACUCGCCUACAGUUCGAGAGUCUAGUGAUAGCUCCCAUUAAAAUCUCGCCACGAUUCGCAUGCCAAAUUUUUCAACGGCGUAACAAUGGAUGUCGAAAAGAUUAUACGUGAGAGAAAUAAAUAUUACGAUGUAUAAAUGAGAUGAGAGUAUAACUUUUGUGUAUUUAUGAUUGAUAGUUCUUUUGUUGUUCUUUUGUUUCUCCGCUUUUUGGAGCAUCGCGAAUUUUUCUCCAGUAAAAUCUAUUCAUGAAUUAUUUUGCGCAGAUUUUAUUCGCAAUUUCAUUUGUUCGCAAAUCUUUUAUGUACAUGUAUGUAGAAAAUCGGGUAGCGACGAGAGAGCGUUUAUUAUUAUUAUAUUUUAUUACUACUGUUAUUAUAUAUAUUGCUAUAAUUAUUAUCGCUCCCGUAUCUAUUUUAUUCAUAUUAUCAAGAUAGAAAACGAAUACGUAACAAUUCAACCCUAAAACUUUUGUAAACUCGAUCAAUACUCGUUAGAUCUAUCGAAACAUCUUGUAUUCGCAUCUUGUGUAAUAAAUAGUGUUGUAAUAAUAUAUA
This is a messenger RNA of Atta colombica, 2849 nucleotides long. RefSeq names its product myc box-dependent-interacting protein 1 (gene Amph). Gene Ontology annotation, molecular function: protein binding; phospholipid binding. Gene Ontology annotation, cellular component: plasma membrane; cytoplasm. The record is from RefSeq and is a predicted model, not a curated record. Bases 220 to 1548 code for a protein of 442 amino acids. The transcript is spliced from 9 exons. NCBI's taxonomy places the organism in Eukaryota, Metazoa, Arthropoda, Insecta, Hymenoptera, Formicidae.